Molecule: messenger RNA, 4892 nt
Organism: Hydractinia symbiolongicarpus
Lineage: Eukaryota; Metazoa; Cnidaria; Hydrozoa; Anthoathecata; Hydractiniidae
Exons: 3
Coding region: 986-4264 (1092 amino acids)
Molecular function (GO): protein binding
Source: RefSeq, a predicted model, not a curated record
AGGCUAAUUAAUUUGAGCUAAACUGUUAAACUGUGUUAAUUGGUGAUGACGUCAGCUUUAUCAUAAUUCACUCGAAGGCGUUAAUGGGAAUUUUGCCACAAUCUGGGCGUGUGAAUAGCAGAUUAUCAGCGCCCACGUAGAACAUUUUUAUUAUCAAGAUGGAGAACUAAAAAAGUUAAUAUUGGAAUACCUGCGCUUAUAUGAAACGUAGUUUACUUUUUGUAAGGUGAUUUGUUUCUGUAUUAUAUUUUAAAUUUAUAGCAAAAAAUGUAUUUUCCUGUACCCUUUAUGAUCUAUGAUUUAAAAAAAAAAAUAUGUAACUGUACUGAGAUCUAGCCUUUAUUUGAUAUGGAGAUUUUCUAGUUUUGGUUGUAACCAUGUUAGGAUGAUAUUCUGCUGCUUUUUGGAGCCUUGCUUUUUUAGUAGUCCAUUAUAAAUUUACGGGUCACUAUUUUUGCUAUGUAUUUAUCGGCAUGUUAUGCUUGUAUUAAAAACCCUUCAUUUUUAUGCAAAAGAUAUAUUUAUGUGUAUAGUUCAUAUCUUUACGAAUUUCGUUCGGUUUGAUCAUUUAAAAUAAAUCAAGGAAGUCAGAUAAUUUGUUAAUAUCAACAAUCACAAUUGGGUUGGCUAGGGUGUUUUUGAAAUGAAUUACCUUUCAGUAGCCUGAUUGAGAAAAAAGCAUUAAUCAAGUUUUUUCAUGACAAGCGUUAUUUGUCUUGAAUGUAGUUAGAAGUUUUCCUUUUUGAAUGAUCUUACAUUGGUUGAGAGUAUACGUUGUCAACAUUCAAGUUCACUUACUGCAAUCAUUCUUUACUGCAGCAUUCAGUGAUAUUUUCUGGGUUAUUCUUAUUUGUCAAUGCAUCCUUAAAUGUUUUUUCGUACAUUGUUUAGUCCUGUAUUUCUCAGUUGUUCUUCUUAGAUGUUGUUUUUUCAGUUGAUGAUAUUUUCUUUAGAUAUAAGAUCUAAUUAAUUAACAAUUCAGACAAUGGCACCAACUACAGUUUCACUUUGCGAAUUAUGGUUAAAGUUAUGUUUAUAUGUUGAGAACUUUAUAAAACAAGCAUUAUUAAAUGUUUUACACAAUGUGAACAAUAAAAAUACUUACACAGGUUUACCUUCCGAUCCAAGCAGAUUAUAUAGCCAACUGCAAAACCAUCAUACAAAAUUAACCAAGUUAAAGGAUAAAAAGGUAAUCAACAAUGAUCAGUGGUUGCUUUUGUUUCCUGCUAAUCUACAAACCGACUCUACAAAAUUUGAUCCUACGUUAAUCGUAUUGUUAAUUAUAAAUUGUACAAAUCUUCCUCCUCCUAGUGGAGGAUGGAAACAAAAAUGUCCAUCUACAAAUGAUAUGAGUGUUGGUGCAUUCGUUUUACGUGCACGUGAAUUUAGAAACAUGAUCAUGCAUUAUAGCAAUCCUUCUAUUUUAAGAGAGUCAGAAUUUACUACCAUCUGGUUGGAAGGUGAUCAGAUUUUAAAUGGACUUGGAUAUGCCAUCAAUACGAAUACAUUAAAGCAUGAUUCACUUGAUCCUGAAAGGAUGGACUAUUUUAGGCUAUUUCUGAAUCAUCUACAAUAUGGGCAAAGCCAAUUACAGCGACUAGUUGAUGAAAAUACAACUGAUGUAUCUAACCUUGCAAAUUUCGCUAGGAAGGUUAUUGAGAUUAAAGAGAGCAUAUCUGACAUUAAAAAAGACUUUGAAGCACAAGAAGCCAAUCAGGAAUUAAUUGUUAAAAAAAUAGAUGAUGCAUUUGCAAAAAUCUCUCAUUUAAAUGAUAAAUAUGGUAAAGAAAUUGACGAAAUGAAAGAUGGAUUUGCCAGUUUGAAAGUACAUUAUGAACAUCAUGAUAUAAGAAUAUGUAAGCUUGAAAAAGCUAGUGGUGAUGAAACACACUUCAAAACUCACCAACACUUUUUCAACGUACAUCAAAAUGUAUGUAAUUUCACUGGAAGGGAAAGUGUUUUGGAUGAAAUAUACAAACAGUUAAAUACUCCAACAAACUAUAGUUACAGUGCUGUUGCGUUAACUGGUUUAGGUGGUAUUGGUAAAACAGAAACAGCUGCAAGAUAUGCUCAAACCUACGGUAAAGAAAAUUACAAAAAUGUAUUUUGGCUUCAUGCAGAAAAUUUAGAGUCGCAAUUAAUUCAACUUGCAUCCGUAUUAAACGUCAACUAUCGUAAUAAUUCAAUUGAAACUCUUAUGUUUUCAAUUUCCAAAUCAUUGGAGAAUUCAAAGUGCUUGUUUGUUUUUGACAAUGUGGAAGACAUGGAGUCCAUGGAACCAGUGCUUAGAAACAUAGGUCGAGAACUAAAUCCACACUUUAUUAUAACGUCCCAAUUUAGUAAGUGGCCUGGAUUGGGAAUACAACAGAUUGAAAUUGACGUAUUCACAGUAGACGAGGCUACUAGGUUAUGUGAGUUCGUCGACGAGUCGGAAAAAGAAGUUUUGAAAGAGCUUAUCACAGAAUUAAAGUGUUUGCCAUUAGCCAUGCAGCAAGCUGUAAGCUACAUUAAAAAACAUUCUACAACUGUUACGGCGUAUCUUGAUGGAUUUAAGAGGAACAAAAUGCAACUUUUGGAUAUUAACCUUAAGAAAAUUGGAGAAGCAUUGUAUGGUAAAACGUUAAUGACGGUAUGGCAGAUGGCAUUCGAAAAGCUGAAGCUGAACAAACAUAAAGUUGCCAUAGAUGUUAUUAACAUGAUGUCUCAUAUGGAUGGAAAUUUUAUUAAUACAAAAGCAUUUUUAUUUCAUGAAAAUAUAGAGGAUGAAAUUGAUUUGAAUGAGAUUGUGGGAAUGUUGUGCGAAUAUUCUCUCAUAUCGAAGAAGAAUAGUGAUGUAACUCGAGCUGCCGUUGUUACUAUGCAUAAAUUGGUUCAAAAAGUGUUAAAAUUGUAUUCUGAAAAUGAACAGUCAAAUAAGAAAAAGGAAUUUGUUCAAGAACGUUUAUGUAAUAUCUUGGUGAAAGCAUCCCAAAGUUCACCCUCAUGGGAUAACGACGAAGAAAACAUCUGGUUUUUACAUGUCAAAAAAUUGUGGAAAGAAGGUUUGAUCUUUAAUAACUUAACAUUUAUGCGAAAUGCUUUCACUAUCGCAUUUCAGCGAGGGGAACAGAACUUUCACAAUGACGUGUUGUCUAAGUGUAUUUUAAAAGACGAUGUUCAUGUUAACGACAAUGCUUCAUCUUUAAAGAGCAAUAUUAGAAGGUGUAACAUUCUUGUUGCUUGCGGUCAAAAUAAGGCGGCGAUCGAUUCAUUAAAGAAAAUAUUAAUUGAUUAUAAAAGAGAGUUGGAAAGCAAGAACUUUGUUGUUCUUUAUUGGAAGUUAAAUUACGCUGCUCUUCAUUUGCACCAUGGUGAUCGGGAAAAGGGAAAAAAGAUGUAUGAAAGUGUUAAAAAUGAUAUAAAGACUUGUCAGGCUGAUUAUAAAAUGGAUGAUGAAAAUUAUGCUACUUUAUUGAAAUUAGAAAUGUUAAUAUUGUAUGGGUUGAAUGAAUUUGAAGCUGCUAUGAAAGUUAUUAAAAAGUUAGAGAGAAAAGCAGAUAAAUCUACGUUUAAUGGAAUACAAAACAGUUUUGAUAUGUUACAGUGCAAAGCCCACAUAUUAUGUAAUUUAAAAGAUACCAUCCAGGCAUCCAACGUAGUAGAUGAGUUGGAAUCUUUGCUUAGAAAAAAAAAUAUAAAACAGUCCCACAUUAAGUAUAUAGAAUAUACUCUUCUUAAAGCAAACAUAUUUUGGCUUAACAAAAAUUACGAAGCAGCUCUAAAUGUACUUACUCUUGAAAGUAGCAAAUUAUCUGAAAUGUGUAAUUUAAGCGGCCAAACUAUUUUUACAAACAUUGGAUUAAUACACCUAGUGAAAGGGCGAUACAAAAUUGCGUUGGAAAACUUCAACAAUGCAAUAGAUAUUUCAAAACAAUUCGAAAUUAACAAUUCAAAUCAUGCAUCAUAUGUAAAUUGUCUAAAAGGACUUACUUUAUUACGUUUAAAUAAAAUUAAUGAAGCUGUUGAAGAACUUUCAAAGAAUUACGGCGAUAUCCAGUUUUCUCCUGAAUUAGAAAGAAUUGCGCAGUUUGCUUCAAACUGUGAUAAAUUGCGUAGUUUCACAAAAGAGAGAAAGGAGAAGUAUGGUGUUUACAGUAUGGAAUUUAAGAAACUGUUAACUGAUUGUCAAGACAAAAAAAGAGAAUUGAAUAGAUAUGUUGAUUUAAUUGUUAACAACUUCAAUUUUGUUGUAGCACUUAGUUGGUAUAAUUGUGUUAUUGAUUAACCUCUCUUCAAAUGUAAAAUAUAUGUGUUUUAAACAUAUUUAUCUAUCAGGCGCAAAUACACUAUCAGUUUUUUACACUCCACGAUGAUAGUGGUACACAGAUAAAAACGAUUUUCUUUUUCAGUUCUUUUCGAUGCACCUUAGCAAAGUAGAGUAUUUAUCUACUUUGCUAAGGCGACCUACUUCCACAGUUUCUAUAUUUAUCAACAUAUCCGACUUCUGAUUAGUAGGGUACCCCUCCAUUUAUAUAGUUUUUGCCCUGCCUUGCAGCCAAAAGUGUCAAAUAACAAUAGUUAAGAGCAUUAAAAAAAGAUAUAUAUUAUGUAUUAGCUUAUUAAAUAAUUUGGUCAUUUAGAAAUACGAAAUUGCUUGAUUUCUUGCUAUAUUUGAAAAAGCAUUUCUUCUGUUGGUGACUAUUUACUUACUUGUUUGUGUGUUUCAAUCGUGAGCGUGCGCGAGCGCAAGCUAACUUAACUUGUUUGUGUGUUGGUUGUUUGUUUGUUUAUAGUAACGUAUAUUUACAAGCAUAUUAUAUUAGUAAUUUGGCACAGUCAUUUUUACUUUAAUCAAUAUUGAAAAGAUGUAAAGUGACACUGUAGAAUGUAAAAUAAAUAAAAAACGCUAUUAA